Molecule: messenger RNA, 450 nt
Organism: Coffea arabica (coffee)
Lineage: Eukaryota; Viridiplantae; Streptophyta; Magnoliopsida; Gentianales; Rubiaceae
Product: acetylajmalan esterase-like
Molecular function (GO): hydrolase activity, acting on ester bonds
Source: RefSeq, a predicted model, not a curated record
AUGGCUGUCAAGGGCUUGAGCAUUGCUGCUAUUUUCUUUGUUAUUGCAUCUGCUUUGCUGCUUCUUUCUCCUUCACCAUCCGUUGAUGCUAGUCCUCUCCUGAGUGCCUGCCAUUUUGAUCAAGUGUACCAACUUGGGGACUCCAUAUCAGACACUGGGAAUUUGAUCAGGGAAUCUCCACUUGGAGCCGCUUUACCUUUCGCCAGAAACCCCUACGGUCAGACCUUCUCCCACCGCAAAGCCACUGGUCGUUGCUCUAAUGGGCUUCUUAUGAUUGACUACAUUGCCCAGGCGCUGGGUCUACCUCUCGUGAAUUCGAUCAAGGACACAAAGGAAAAUUUUGAGCAUGUAGCAAAUUUUGCCGUAGCCGGUGCUACGGUACUAUCAUCAGCUGCUCUUGCCCGUCAUCAUGUUAGAAAUCCAGUGACCAGCAGUUCCCUUGACGUAUAA